Pleuronectes platessa (European plaice) is the source of this 5332-nucleotide messenger RNA. It is a transcript of the gene c1galt1la, whose product is annotated as core 1 synthase, glycoprotein-N-acetylgalactosamine 3-beta-galactosyltransferase 1, like a. Gene Ontology annotation, cellular component: membrane. The record is from RefSeq and is a predicted model, not a curated record. Lineage: Eukaryota; Metazoa; Chordata; Actinopteri; Pleuronectiformes; Pleuronectidae. Gene Ontology annotation, molecular function: N-acetylgalactosaminide beta-1,3-galactosyltransferase activity. The coding region runs from base 2355 to 3581 and encodes 408 amino acids. The transcript is spliced from 4 exons.
AGAAGUAGACUAAGUUGCCAUUAGAGGGGAAAGACUGACCACACAAACAGAGAGAGAGAGAGAGAGAGAGAGAGAGAGAGAGAGAGAUUCGUUAUACUAUAAAGUGCCAACUCUGAUUGUUGAUAGCCACGUAUAGAGCGAGAAGAUGGUGGGAUGUGGACUGUCAUCACAUUAUUUAACAGAAUAAUUAUCUUCAACGUACAACAAAUCAAGUGAUUUUACUUAUAGUCAAAUAUAACACAUUUCUCCUUGAUAUCCAACCAGCCACACGCAGGCAGCAUGGAGGGCUCACAGGAUUAUUCGAACGCAGAACUCAGCUUUUGCUUCAUCACACUUCUCUCCAACUUCGUGGUCGUUUCUCCAGCUGCUUUUCGUUGUGCAGGACCCUCGCACUGCGGAUACAACAUACUUUGGCGUGUGGCGCGACUAUUUACAAAAUGCGGAGCGUGGUGUCUAAAUAUGAUGAAACCAAUUUAACAGUAUUUCAUAGAAAUGGGGGAAAAAAAGUCAGGAGGGAGAGAGAGGAGGAUUCUUACUGUUGUUGAUUCUGGGGGAUAAAUAGUCCUUCUUCAUUGAAGCCAAACUCGACACUGAGAGUGACCGAGGCGUCUGAGAGCCACUCCUAUUCCACAAGAUGAGACCUGAGUUGACGUGGGCGUAACGUCACAUAUCAGUGAGAUCCACAUCAAGUCCUGACGGGUUGUCGUGUAUAGUUAUUGUGGUUUGACUUGCUUUACUUGAAAAGGACCUAAUCUUUGCCUUGCUUUCUUGACACAACAGAAAAGCCAGUGUAGAUUAUAUGAGGGCGCAGCACACAUCUGUUGGUUCAAGCUGCGUUCUCGCCCAAAGUGUGUCAAGUGCACGCGUUAGACAUUUGCAAUGAUUGUAUUGCAAGAGUCAGGGUGUUGAACAAGCAAUACGCAAUUUACAAGUGUAGGUCGCUGUAAUUUGAAAGUCCAUUAAACUUGUUACUUUAAGAUAAUUUAAUAAUUGUAUUGUCUUUUCCCACCUGCAGCAUUUUUUCUUUAUUUCUGUAUCUGUGCUCUAUUGGUUUUCAAAUAGCUCAUACUUUAUCAUUUACAGCAAGGCCAGCAAACAAGUUAAAAAAGCCGACUUCUCUAAAUUAUUAACCAAUUGGAACAACCCCAGAAUCCUCUUCCGACUUUCUGUUAAUUAUUAAUUAUCCGACUAUUUGUUUGACACCUCCAAAAAAUAUGUUUUUAUAUGACAAUUUGUCCUGGUUUAUCCGGUGAUGAUUAGUAGAGUUAUUGCAACCAUUUCGUUUCUUCUUUCAGAAAAUAACGUUGUAUUCAACUAAUGAGGGAGGGUUCACUCUCCCCACCUGUGUGUUUGCUUUGUGGGACAGGCUGGGUUUCUGUGUAAAGUGCCUCGAGAUAAUUGAUGUUAUUAUUUUGCGCUGAACAAAUACAGUUGAACUGUCUACUGAAAGUACAGAAACAGCACCAGCAAUAUGGCUAAUGACUUCAGGUCCAAUAUGGACAUGAAUACAAUUCAGUAAAGCACUAAGUCUUUGAUAUAGAAGAUCACUCUAAUCUUUUAAAAAUAUUUUUCAGAUUGAUUGGUCUCUCUGAUACUGUUUAUAAAUAUUAGAUGCAUGUAUGUGUAAAAGCUGUAAAAUACGUAUGUGGUGUUCCUCAAGGCUCGAUUUGAGGUCCUACACUUUAAUCACAGCUUUAAAUUGCCAUGUGUUCUGAUGACCCAGGGCCAUUUGACACUUUUCUAUUACUUUUUAGAUAUCAAGUUGUGGAAAGGAAUCAUACAUCUAAUUAAAGCUUAUAGACAUAUUCAUUUAAUUAAUUAGAUUCAUUGAAAUAAACUGAUGAAUCAUGGUGAAUUAACAUAUAAAGUAGAUGUUAUGGAUGUUUGCUUUUUUUUCACUUUGUUAGACUGACAUCUAGUGGCUCAACAUGGAAAAAGCGACCCAUGUAUGUAAAUCCGAGUCUCAGCUAAUUUCCUCUAAUGCAUCUCAGGAGGAUAGAGGCGGCUUCCUGUUUACGUCAGCGCCACCCAGCCAAUGAGAGGCCGCCUUUUCUCCCAUCCGCUUAGCCCAUGAUGCUGAAGAAUGUCAAUGUGGAGCUGUGUCUUCCCUCUGCUAUCAUCAUCUUGUUUUAGAGACUCACAAUAAUGUCGACGUCAACACGAAACAACACAACGGAUCCACGUGGGCGGCACAUGACGAUGUGAUUGACAGGUGCGGUCUGCAGUGAGGCUACUGGAUCUUUUUUUUUCCUCUCGCGCUGCUUGAGGAGUUGAAGACGUAUCGAGCUCACAAAUGUUCGAUCCCCCGGCUAAGACAACUGGGACAUCGCAGUGCUGGAGAGUUGAGUGUUAGCAUGAAGGGCCCCAGCUCCAGAUGGGCCUUCUCCCUGGGCUUCCUGGUGGGAGCCUGCAGCUUCUACUUCUUCCUUCACCAGGUGUGGUUUGAGAGGAGCUACCCUGUGCUGACGGAGGCUCAGGAGAAAGGCAUAACAGUCGGGGAGACGCCAACCAGCUGGAGGAAAGAGGGAGCCGCUCUCUUCGGCCUGCUCCACCCUCAACAUGCAGAUGAAGACACCAGGGUGGCAGAUGUGUUGUACCAGAAGAUCCGUAUUCUCUGUUGGGUGAUGACAGGGCCGUAUAACCUGCAGAGCAGGGCCCACCAUGUCAGGGCCACCUGGAGUCGCCACUGCAACAUGGUGGUGUUCAUGAGCUCCGUGAAGGACACCGACUUCCCCACUGUGGGACUGGGCACUAAGGAGGGCCGUGACCAGCUCUACUGGAAGACUAUCCGAGCCUUCCACUAUGUGUACGAGCACCAUGCGGAUGAAGCGGACUGGUUCUUAAAAGCGGACGAUGACACCUAUGUGGUGGUGGACAACCUGCGCUGGAUUCUGUCCAACCACACCCCCGAGCAGCCCAUUUAUUUUGGUAAACGCUUCAAGCCUUACACCAAGCAAGGCUACAUGAGCGGAGGAGCAGGUUAUGUGCUCAGUAAAGAGGCCCUCAGGAGAUUCGUGGAAGGCUUUCAGACCAAGGUGUGCACACACACCACCCCUGUAGAAGACCUGGCACUCGGGCAGUGUUUGGAGAAGAUGGGCGUCGUGGCUGGCGACUCCAGAGAUUCUUUGCACCGAGAAACUUUUCAUCCAUUUGUGCCAGAGCACCAUCUAACUGGCAAGUUCUCCAAGAGCUUCUGGUACUGGAGCUAUUGUUACUAUCCAAUCGUUGAGGGUCCACAGUGCUGCUCUGACCUGGCAGUAUCGUUCCAUUAUGUGGAAGCAGAGCUGAUGUACACACUGGAGUAUUACACCUACCACCUGAGAGCGUACGGCUACAGGCCGCGCUAUCAGCCGUCGCUUCGCCGGGGUCUCAGCCUCGCUGCCCUCGCACAGCCCGCUGUGACGGCCGGAUUUAAAGGAGCUCACAAGGGGACAGAUGGAAGGAUUCACACGACUGCAGCCUUUUCUGUCGGUGGCAACCAAACCAAAGGGAAGAUGGAGUCGGAAGAAGGGGGGAGAGACCCUGUGAACUCACAACUCACUGAGAACAGGACGGCACUCGCACACUACAGAAAACACUGAUCCUGUGUUUAACUCUGAAGUGUCUGAUUGAAUCCAGAGACUCCUGUUUCUACUUUGACUCAGUGAUGUGGCUGAUAGAAGUCGUGACGGCUUCCACGACUGUGCCAGAGAGUGUAUCACCACAGCCAGUGUGACACUGUAAGCCCUUGGCACAGUCUUAUUCGGUGGCAGCUGCAAAUGGCUCAGCUAUUUUCAAAGAAGAUAAACACUCUGUUUAGCUUAAUUAAACCUGACAUGUUUGAGUUUUGACACGACACAGUCAUAGAUUUGUGCUCGGGGCGAUGCAGGAUAUUUUCAUCUGUUUUAUGUGUGGGCCAGUAACAGUGACGGAUGUCUGUAAUGAUUUUAUUUUUCAACUGUUUUAAUUUCAUUAAUUGUUUUAAAGAUUUUCUGUUAACUGUUAGCAGCGACAGCCUUCUAUGAACACUUUGCUUUUCUAAUGUUAAAUCUGAUAUUCUGGUUUUUACUGUUCAGUUGUUUAAGUUUGAUUAACAAAUUAUUUUUAAAAAUAAGUUUGUUUUUUAUUUUACUUUUAUUUUUUAUUUUGUAUUUCCUUUUGAGUCCUCUUGGAACCCACAGUCAGCAGUGAUGUUUGUUUGGAACUGUGCUGUUGUACUUUUUUUUCUGCAGUGUGCACCUGAAACCCUGUUUGAGAACCCUGCAGCCUCUGAUGAACACAAUAUUAUUCAAAACUCCAUAGAUUUCCUCUUGUCAAGUCAUUUUACACAACACAGAAGGGACAGACAGCAGCGGAUGGGAUUGAAUGUGACUGCCUGCACUUGAGCCACGAUUUAAAGGAUCAACCAAACAGCUGCAGAAAAAUGCACCCAUGUUUCAAAUGAAUAAAUUCUGUAUAAAAAAAAAUCUUUAUUUUGAAAUUUGAGGAAACAGAAUGACAUGAUACAGAAAUUGCCACCGUUCACAUCUGAUUAUGUUUGUUUUCCAGGUAAAUCAAAUACAAUCUGUGUAGUUUAUGGUCAUUCUCAUGAGACAGCCGAAAGUUUUACACGUGGGAAUCAUGUUAGUUUUGUCAUUUUCAUCAAACACUUGAUUUAUUGUUUGUGUUGUCGUCGAUGACUGUUGUUUCAGUGUCUACAGCCCCUGAAGAAACCUGCAACAAAACACAUGCACAUGUAUCAGUGAUAUAUAUAUAUAUAUAUAUAUGCAAUAAUACAAUAUCAUGGGUUCAUUUUCUGUUCUGCAUACAGAAGAUAUAAAGACAUGUUAUGAGUCAGCAGCACUUAAAACAGGACAUUAAAACCUGAAUAGCAGGAAUAGUUUGUUAUCCUUUAUCACUCAGUUUUAGUGGGAAUUAAAUUUGUAUAAGUAGUGGAGAAAUAAUGUUCUAUCCAUUGAUUGGAAAGGGAGAGACACCCACCUCAGUCUGCACUUGUUCAGAAAGACGCCUCUCCUCUCUUGGUUCUCUCUCCUCAGGCCAUUAUCUGUGAGAGGAGACAUGAUCCAAUAAUCCCAUACACUGGUGAGACAAAUCUGAAAUCCCAUAAAAGCUAUAACAAGUUGAUUGUCUCUCUAUUUGACUCCUGAAAACUCACUCACCAGGCUCUGAGUUCCUCCUCCCCAUAAGACCAACAAAUAUAUCAUGCAUUUCUCCUAUCAAGAAGAAUGAGAUCCAUUAAAUUUGUUUUUUUUCAAUCACUUUAAAGAAAAAUAUAUCACUUAUAUGAUUAAUAAAAGACAAAAGUCUUACUUUUUUGGGGAGACUCUACAAUGUUGGCAUCUGAUAAAAAUAA